AUGCCCGAAAUCCUCAAAUGCCCAAAAUGCGACGCCAAUGCCGACGUCACAAAAGAUGGCAAGUGGGCACAUUGCAACAACAUCUUUCAACCCAGCGAAAGCCCUGAUAUGAAGAAGGAGGAAGGCGACAAGGAAGAGUCAAAGUAA
This is a messenger RNA of Aureobasidium uvarum, 147 nucleotides long. The record is from the annotation of a GenBank genome assembly. Lineage: Eukaryota; Fungi; Ascomycota; Dothideomycetes; Dothideales; Saccotheciaceae.